Messenger RNA from Prorocentrum cordatum, 2059 nucleotides. The record is from the annotation of a GenBank genome assembly. NCBI's taxonomy places the organism in Eukaryota, Dinophyceae, Prorocentrales, Prorocentraceae.
UUGACGUCCAAGCAGUCUAGCCGCAGCGUUUGCAAAGCAGAUCUGGCUCAAGGCGACCGCGCUUCCAGCUCGGCUGCUGGCUUGCGCACGAGAGCUUGCAGAAGCCUCGCUCCCGACAGCGCGCCCAGAUCGCAGCCUGGAGCCCAUGGCACAGCCGCCCUCCGCGCCGCCUCCGCAGUGCCACUGCCCCGACUGCCUGUCCGCGCGGUCCAUGACGGCGCAACUCGGCCAGCCCCCUCCCAUGCAGGUCGCCCCAGAGGAGGCCUGGGCGUCGAGCUCGAUGCAGCCGAGCGCCCCGGCCCCCUCCUUCGUGGCUCCGCAGCUUGCCCCGCACGCCGCGCAGGCGCUCGCGGCACCGCCGCCCGCGCCCCUCCGCGCGCCGCUGCUGGCGCGCGCGGCGCAGCCCCCGCCCGCACACGGGGCCCAGCAGCUCGCGGUCCUCGUGCCGAGCGGCAUCGCCGCCGGGCAGCACCUGCAGUUCACCACCCCCGACGGCCAGAGCAUGUUCGUGACCGUGCCGCGGGACUGCCCCCCGAACUCGCAGGUCAUGGUGCAGUACCAGCCGUGGCGGCCCCUGGACCAGGGGGCCCACCUCGCGGCCCCGCGACCGGGAGCUGGAGCAGUUCCCGGACCAGUGGGCCCGCUUCACGGACCAGGGGUCCCGCUCCCGGGACUCGCGGCUGCGGCGGCGGCCCCACCAUUGCCAGGGGGCGAUUCGGAUGCGCGGGGGAUGAACAUCGGCUGGGCCCUCUACGGCCUCGGCUGGCUCCUGUGCUUCGUCGUCCCGCCCCUCGCCCUGGUGCUCUGGAUCUCCCUGGCGGUCCCGCACUUCUGCUGCAGGAGCCCUCAGCUGCGCGCCCAGCGCCCGCGCCAGCGUGGCCCCGCGGUUGCGGCCGCGGCCACCUGUUUGGUGCUCGCCGCCAUCGCCGCCGUCGGCGCGGUCGUGGGGGGCGGGUUCAUGCCAGAGGAGGCCGCGGCACGCGGAGACGGACACCUGAUCCCGCACCGGAACCACAGCCACCGCGGCCGGCCGCGCCCCCCAGGGCCGCUGGAGCACCACCGCCACUUCGUCGGAGAGGUGCCCCACCAGCGGCUGCGCGGCGCCGUGCUGGCAGGCAAGCCGCUCUUCGAUUCGGUUUCCGUCGAGGGGCUCGUUGUGGCUGGCGGGGGCUCCUUGCAGCAGAGCUCGGUUGUCGUCUCUGCCGCGCUCGCGGGGCCCACGGUGGUGCAAGGCCCGCGCGAGGUGAUAGGCGUGUCGGAGGCUCCAGGCUGGUUCUCGAUGGCGGUGCACAAGGUUGCCGGGAUGUGGGCGGCGAAGAAGGAGGCACAUCAUGAGGCCAUGAAGAAGUGGACGGGCCAUGUUACUAACUACACGGUCGUCGAGGGUGCCGAGGAGGAGGCGCACAAGCCAUGCGCGCUCAAGGCCGCAGCCGAGAAGUUCAAGCAGCAGUGGGUCAAGCUGGAGAGGCCCGACGUCUUAGAGUGAGCAUGAGUAAUAUGCCUACGGUGCCGAAACGAUCCGCUAGGAGCAGAAGUCCUGGGUCUUUGGGAACACGUGCUCUUGUACAUACCAGAGGGGGAAAAAUUAUCUCCAACCAGCAACGGUGACUGCGAGUCUGGUUCACUGUGCAGGGAUAGCGUGUUCGAAUAAAAAAAGGUCGCGGCCGGUGCUGCAUGAUGGUUCUACGAGGACGUGCAGGGCCUUGGCUCGGGGACACGCAAGACUCGAGUGCGCCAGAACUCGGGCUUGCCGACGCUUUCCGACGGGCGCGUCCUGGAUGUUGACGGCCCGGCUUCCGUGGGAUGUCUGCAGCGGGAGUUCGCGUCAAAUUUCAGGUUGGUUCUCGUCAAUUUCAUGAUGGCCCCGAAGUAGGCAUCUCGGGCAUCCAGAUCCCAAUCUGCUGCAGGCGCCUUCCUAUUUCAAGAGUCGAGCGGCUGCCCCACUUCCCUCCUCUUCUUGGGGCGGGCGGAAACCCACUCCAUUUCUAGCGCCUUCCUACCCUGCAUGCUGCUCUCAUCGUACUCAAGGACCACAUCCCAGAAAUCAUUUCGAGCACCC